Dermacentor albipictus is the source of this 1585-nucleotide messenger RNA. RefSeq lists its product as uncharacterized. NCBI's taxonomy places the organism in Eukaryota, Metazoa, Arthropoda, Arachnida, Ixodida, Ixodidae. The record is from RefSeq and is a predicted model, not a curated record.
UGGCAACUGCGGUCACGCAGUCAAAUGGGAGAAACUGUGGAACAUCUCUCGUUCUCGCUCACCGUAGGCCUUGAAGGUGAGCCCAAUCCUUCGAAAUCAUUCCCGCGAUAAACCCCGCUCAGUUGGAGUUGAGAAAGACGCUGCAACAACUUGUACGCCGACAGAAGACCUUUUGUGACGAGAAAGGCAUGCCGCGCAAAAAUGCCUCGGGCAGCGUGUCGGCGAGUGCGCGGCAGAUGGCGGCUGCUGGUGCGAGCUCCACGGGCCGGGUGACCAGCAAAGAAGAAGAGCAGAUCGGAGAGAGCCUUCGAACGAUGCCGGGCGGUGGUCACUACGCUGCUCGCCGACGCCGCGGUGCAACGCUGCGCCAAGGUCGGGGGGCCGUCGCAAAUUCUUGGAGGUCUCGGCAGAAUCGCUACCAGGACAUGCAGGACGCCCUGGAUGGAAACGGGGACGGAGAGAACUUUGUGGAAGACGCUACUGGACCCAAGGUAACCGUGUUCCCUGAUGCGCGGCCUUCUGCGGUUUUCGCAGGGAAACUGGGGGCGCCGUUGGGUCCAGAGGGUGAAUACGCAUACCUUCUGGGUGCCUGAAUACGCGUUACAUUUUCAGCGCAGGACCUCGUCUGACCCUGGAGCCUCUCCUGAGCGCGACCGCAACAGCGGCUGCAAGUGCCAAGCCGGCUGCAGGUGCUCAUCUGCAGCGGUGGGAUGCUCGGAACAGCCGGCAGCUAAGAUCGAACCAGAAGGGCCGAAAGAAAUUGAAUCUGCUUGUAACAUUUACCCGUACAGCAUCUGCGACGACUGUCGUGCCCGCCUCGGCAAGGAGUUCGACGGCCGAGCGGAAAGCUGCGCCAUGGCUCUCUUGGAGCUCCGCUAUGGUGCGGCCGCUUGCGAAACAAGCCUGAGCAGCGGCGACGGCACCCACCACGGUGAACGAGAGGCACCGAUGGAGAACUUGUCAGGUCCCAGUGUGCCUCCCAACGAGAGCAGUGUGAGUCACACCUCGCCAAAGCCGCUGCGCCUAGCUCAGGUCUCGCCGGCUGCCGGCGAUGCAGAUCAGGCCAUGGUGUCUCUACUCAAGGGGGUGGCUAAACGCCGCCGAAAGUGCUCCUGUGGCGCCGCAGGUACGUCGGCCAACUGCAAGAACUGCUGCACGCCGAACGCAGCUACCUCUGGCCCCACUGGUCGGUCGGCCACCGUUUCGAGACCCAGCACGUCCGCCGCGGCCCGCUCAACCACAACUCUGAUGAUUCAACUGCCUGCCAGAAGCGAUGAUCCCAACAGCAACGCUCCAUCCCUCGCCACUCCGGUGUUCAUUCUCCCUGCCGUGGUGAUUCCCGCGGAGCCACACAAGUCUUCCGAAAACGAAGACUGCCCGAGUCGCGAAUGAAAGGUGAAGCGUUUGGACGACUCCGUCGAGGAGGUGCGGAGAAAAAAAAAAAAAGCAAAUCGUUCAUGAAGCAGGAAGUGGUGGAACUUUCCAGCUUGUUCAGAGGUGGACGAAACGGGAGCUUCAAUGUCCUUUUUUUCUCCAUUUUCUUUUUGUCAGUCUCUUUCUAAUAAAGGUCAGUUGGCCCGGUGAA